Molecule: messenger RNA, 511 nt
Organism: Marmota monax (woodchuck)
Lineage: Eukaryota; Metazoa; Chordata; Mammalia; Rodentia; Sciuridae
Product: U4/U6.U5 small nuclear ribonucleoprotein 27 kDa protein-like
Exons: 2
Coding region: 4-441 (145 amino acids)
Biological process (GO): RNA splicing
Cellular component (GO): precatalytic spliceosome
Source: RefSeq, a predicted model, not a curated record
CGAAUGGGUCGCAGCCGAAGCCAAUCCCCGCGGAGGGAACGUAGGCGGUCCCGGUCCACUUCCCGGGAGAGAGAAGGAAGAGAUCCAAAAAGGAGCCCUUCGAGAUCCCCACACCGAAGGCGCUCCCGAUCCCCAAGACGACAUGGAUCCACAUCUCCUUCCCCUUCUCGACUAAAAGAAAGAAAAGAUGAGGAAAAGAAAGAAACAAAAGAAACAAAGAGCAAAGAACGUCAGAUUACCGAGGAAGACUUAGAGGGCAAAACAGAGGAAGAAACUGAAAUGAUGAAGUUCAUGGGAUUUGCCUCUUUUGACUCAACAAAAGGGAAGAAGGUAGAUGGCUCUGUCAAUGCCUAUGCCAUAAAUGUGUCUCAGAAGAGGAAGCACAGGCAGUACAUGAAUCGAAAAGGUGGCUUCAACAGACCUUUGGAUUUUAUUGCAUGAGAACUGAAAUUUGAAGAAUGAUUUUCCCCCUCGUCUUGGUCAGAGAGUGGAUUUUGUAUUUAAUAUGCCU